AUGCACGCGCGCCAAACAUCGACUGAAGAACACCGUAACAAGAGAAAGUUCCAGCCGAGCAUCACAAGCUAUUUUGCAGUGCGAGACCAAUUCGACGAUAACGAAGAUCUGCGGGGCCUAGAUCCGAUUACCCGCCCGCGACACCACAACAACACGAGACCGGCUCAACAGAGGGAGAGACUCACCCCCGACCUUCCCGGACACGUCCAGGCCGAGCUGCUGAGCGUAGGAAUGAGGGUCAGGAAGAGCGUGCCGGAAGGCUACAAGACAAACAAGAUGUCUGCACUACCCUCGAUCCAAACCACAAUGUGGAAGCCCACCUUUGACGUCAAACCCUCGCGCGAGGAAGUACCCGACGACUAUGUACACCAGCGGGAGUUGUUGCCGUUCUGUGGCCUGCACAAGAUUGGUGGCUACGCUGAACAGCCAACCACCAACCCACACCUCUACGGCGUCAACGGCUUGCGACCCAGGAACUCGUUUCCCCUCCCCGCCGAAGCAUUCACCCAGCCCUUCACAUCUCACUCGUACUCUCGCUCCUCCCCAGACAGUGGCUACUCUAUGAGCCCCUCCCGCCCACACAAUCCCUCGAAACGGUCAUGGCAAGAAGAAGAGGACAAGCCAUUGCAAUCAAACUUCCUCUUUGCCAUACCGACAACACGAGGUAUGGGUAUGGGUGUUGAGAUUGACGAGGUACCCGUCAGCCCGCUCAGCGAGACGCCACGACAGGGACUCAACAUGCAACCACCGGCCCGCCAGCUUGCGCAACCCAAGUCGCGGAGGGCGGUCCAGCGAACCAUCAGUGACGACGACAUCGACAUGGACUUUGAAAACGCAACACACAUGGAGGCCCGAGUCAGCGCAGGCAGUGGCAGUGAUUUCGAAGACGCCGAUUUUCUUUCUGGAGAAGUGACCAUGGGCGACGUUUGA
Molecule: messenger RNA, 930 nt
Organism: Pyrenophora tritici-repentis Pt-1C-BFP
Lineage: Eukaryota; Fungi; Ascomycota; Dothideomycetes; Pleosporales; Pleosporaceae
Product: putative ribonucleotide reductase inhibitor protein
Biological process (GO): intracellular protein localization
Cellular component (GO): nucleus; cytoplasm
Molecular function (GO): ribonucleoside-diphosphate reductase inhibitor activity
Source: RefSeq, a predicted model, not a curated record